Lolium rigidum is the source of this 1056-nucleotide messenger RNA. RefSeq names its product probable inactive serine/threonine-protein kinase fnkC. Bases 1 to 1056 code for a protein of 351 amino acids. The transcript is spliced from 5 exons. The record is from RefSeq and is a predicted model, not a curated record. Lineage: Eukaryota; Viridiplantae; Streptophyta; Magnoliopsida; Poales; Poaceae. Gene Ontology annotation, molecular function: protein binding.
AUGCCAUCCUUUAAGGCUAUUACUGAUGCAAGAAAAUAUGUUGUUGCCGGAGGAUCAAAGCAGGGAUUAAAAGUGGCACCUUCGCCCGCGAAAGCCGGAUCAAACCAGGUAUCCGACGAGGCACCUUUUCCGGCCAGAGGCGGAUCAAACAACGCAUCCGACGAGGCAGCUGCUCCCACGGUGACAACCUUCAAGUGGAGGAUCGAUGGUUUCUCCUCGCUUCUUGAGAAGGGUCAAGGACUGACCUACUCCAAUGUGUUUCAGAUGAGAGGGUUGAUCUGGUACUUGAAACUAAACCCAAGGGACACAAAAAGUGGUGACCAGAAUGAAUAUGUCUCUCUUCAGCUUAGGCUGGGUCGUGCGAAAUCGGACAUCAACAUGGAGACAACUUUGAAGUUUCUGAUAUAUGACCAGUCAUUUGGAAAACACCAUGAACAUCAAGUUAGCCACAAGUUCCACAGUGAAAGCUUAAGUUGUGGGAUCUCAUGCAUGCUUCCUCUCGCGGUACUGAAGGAAAUUUCCUCUGGAUUCCUUGUUAACAAUAGCUGUGUUUUCGCCGUCGAGUUCAUCACAGCUGUCGUUGCUAAAGAUAACGAUGUGUCAGAGACGUUGUUUGUUCAGAAGACGAAAAACAUCUGCAGUAAACCCCAAGUCUAUACCUGGAACAUUGAGGACUUCUUUGUGUUGAAGAAUCCAAGCGACUCUCCAGAGUUUGAGCUCUGUGGACACAAAUGGUCCAUCAAAAUCUAUCCAUCUGGAGACGAUACGAAUGGGAACCACCUCUCCUUGUACCUGGUCAGGAAGGUAGCGGAUACACUUCACAAGAACUCUGCAAAACUGAUAGAAAGUAGCAUCUCCAUCAAAAACCUUGAAACUGGCAAGCUCUUCACCACAGGAAAAGCUCGGUACCAGUACGCAAAGAAUUUCGACAGUUGGGGAUGGAAGAAGUUGAUAUCGCUGGAAGAUUUCAAGGACCCGGCAAAUGCUUAUCUGGUGAAAACAAAGUGCUGCAUUGUAGUUGAGCUUGCAGUCAUUGGUUCCUCCGAGAUUAAGUAG